Sorex fumeus (smoky shrew) is the source of this 501-nucleotide messenger RNA. RefSeq names its product BLOC-1 related complex subunit 7 (gene BORCS7). NCBI's taxonomy places the organism in Eukaryota, Metazoa, Chordata, Mammalia, Eulipotyphla, Soricidae. The record is from RefSeq and is a predicted model, not a curated record. Bases 43 to 360 code for a protein of 105 amino acids. The transcript is spliced from 5 exons. Gene Ontology annotation, cellular component: BORC complex.
GACGCGCCGUCGCUGGUGCGAGGGCGGUUCCUUGCCCAGGCGAUGGCGACGGGGACGCCAGACUCGCAAGCGCGCUUCGGCCAGUCCGUGAAGGGGCUCCUCACGGAGAAGGUCAACACCUGUGGGACUGACGUGAUCGCGCUCACGAAACAGGUGUUGAAGGGCUCGCGGAGCUCGGAGCUGCUGGGUCAGGCAGCUCGGAACAUGGUGCUCCAGGAAGAUGCCAUCUUGCGCUCAGAAGACAGCUUAAGGAAAAUGUCCAUCAUCACCACACAUCUUCAGUACCAGCAAGAAGCUAUUCAGAAAAAUGUUGAGCAGUCAUCGGAUCUCCAGGACCAGUUGAAUCAUCUGUUAAAGUAAAACGGCCGAUCAGAGGGCAGAGAUGCUUCGGGGCCUUGGUUGUGGAGGCUCAACCUCUUACAGUACCUGCUGUGUGUUGCUUUCCCUGCCUUCUCCAGAGUUUAAGUAGACAAGAUUGGUCAUGAUGUAUAGUUUCUUAGU